Entelurus aequoreus (snake pipefish) is the source of this 964-nucleotide messenger RNA. RefSeq lists its product as uncharacterized. Bases 148 to 633 code for a protein of 161 amino acids. NCBI's taxonomy places the organism in Eukaryota, Metazoa, Chordata, Actinopteri, Syngnathiformes, Syngnathidae. The record is from RefSeq and is a predicted model, not a curated record. The transcript is spliced from 4 exons.
AAAAUGAUGUGGAGAACUUCACCACAGCAUGUUUUUUACAUCAGGCUUGCAGUAGCAGGGUGUGUUCUGCUUUUUAUUUGCUGAACAAUUGGCUGCUCGGAGUCACAAGUCCUGGGAAGCUGACAGCAGAAGGCAAGAGCACAGAUCAUGGACCAAAAAGUGAGCAUUCUGCUGGUGUUAUUGGCUGUUGCCACGGUAACCGUGACGGCUCAGAGGCGACGCACCCAGACGGCAGCGGCGGCGGCGAACACGGACGAGUGGAACUACCGGGAUGGCUCUGACAGGGUCAACAUGAGGGGCGUGGCCAACCUGACUGAAGUCCUGGACAACUGGAGGUUCGACAUGAUGAACCAGAUGAAAGGACUCCUGCAGAACGACCACCAGUCUCUGCUGCCCGACUACGCCAGGAUCCAGCCGCUGUCCGAGGCCUUGGACGACCUGUACAAGGAGUUCAACGCCCUCAAGGCCCACCUGGGAGACCUGACCGAGAAGUUCACCACCAUGGAGACCUUCAUGGAUGAGGUGAAGGCCAGCAGGACCGCCGGAACCGGCCAGAACCCGGCCUCGCCGCCAGCCACCAGACCGGCGGCGAGGCGGGUGGUGAAGAAGAAGACCACCACCACCACCUCCUAAGAAGGCGUACCAUAUUGUGCUUACUCUGCUUUUUUAAGAGAUCUUUGCUAAAGUCUGCGUGGGUUUAUGAUAAAAACGUCAGGAGAAGGGAAGCUAUCGAGUAAAAAGUGGCAUGGGAGUCUCUUGCAGCUCAUCCCUUCCGGAAACAUCUUAUCUUAGCAAAAGUCGACACACUUUGAGGGAUUUGAUUUGUUCCCACUUGCUGUUUGAGCUCAGCUGAACAUGCUGGACUUCAUCCAAGCGGGACUCUUUGGACCGGCCCGCUUCCGCUCUGCAUUUGUUUCCCGCUGCAUCGCACGCACGCGCCAAUCUACCAAUAAAAUCACUUUUU